This is a messenger RNA of Bipolaris victoriae FI3, 174 nucleotides long. RefSeq lists its product as hypothetical. The transcript has a single exon. NCBI's taxonomy places the organism in Eukaryota, Fungi, Ascomycota, Dothideomycetes, Pleosporales, Pleosporaceae. The record is from RefSeq and is a predicted model, not a curated record. The coding region runs from base 1 to 174 and encodes 57 amino acids.
AUGGUACUUCUGGGCUUACAUAUUAUCAUUGAGGUGAUCAUUAUCGUUAAGGUGAUACCUAGGCCCGUGCGGAGCACGAGCAAUUUCAUUGAAAUUCUGCUACAGCAGCCGUUGGGCCCGAGUAAGUGGCAAGCAGAGGCGAAAGGUCGAGCAACAUACAGACACACACCAUAG